Argentina anserina (silverweed cinquefoil) is the source of this 1212-nucleotide messenger RNA. RefSeq names its product pumilio homolog 12-like. The transcript has 5 exons. The record is from RefSeq and is a predicted model, not a curated record. Lineage: Eukaryota; Viridiplantae; Streptophyta; Magnoliopsida; Rosales; Rosaceae. Gene Ontology annotation, cellular component: cytoplasm. The coding region runs from base 1 to 1212 and encodes 403 amino acids. Gene Ontology annotation, biological process: post-transcriptional regulation of gene expression. Gene Ontology annotation, molecular function: mRNA binding.
AUGGAGGGUUUCCCGUACUACUUCCUCGAAACGACGUCGCAGAACAACAACUCGAUUCCCUACUCUGGCCAAUCCCUAGAGGCUGCCUUCUCUCGCCUCAACGUGUCCUCCCUCAGCCACCUGCCGUUUUCCGGCGUUGGUUACAGCUCCGGCGCGUCGGCGUCGAAAUACCCAUCUGGCAUUGCCCCAAAUUGGUCACCGGAGCCACUCAACAAUAUGUCAGUGGCGGAUUUGCGUGGGAAGAUUGCAACUUUGGCCAAGGAUCAAUACGGGUGUCGGUUUUUUCAGAGAGCUAUGGAGGCUGAGCCGAAGGAGUUUACGGAUAUGAUAUUUGCAGAGGUCAUAGAUGAUGUUGCCAAUUUGAUGCUUGACCCGUAUGGGAAUUAUGUGAUUCAGAAGCUUGUGGAGGUUUGCAGUGAGGAGCAGAGGACCCAGAUUCUCUUGAGAUGGACCAAGAAUCCGUUUCUGUUUAUUACUCUUUGCCUUCAUAGCCAUUUUAGGAAUGGUGGCAGGACUCGCUCUGUUCAGAAGCUGUUGAAGAAGAUCACAACCCGAGAUCAAGUCUCUUUGUUCGUGAGUGCACUGUACUGUGGUGUGGUUGACCUUUGUACGAACAUCAAUGGUCAACACAUCAUGGAGUACUGUAUGAAGAAUUUCUCGGAUGAACAUAAGAGGUGUCUUUUGAAUGUGGUGAUUGACAACUGUGUUGGAAUUGCCAAAGAUAAGGUCGGUUGUUGCGUUCUACACAAAUGUGUAGAUUACUGCUACGGAGAAACUAAAGGGCGUCUUCUCGCUGCUAUAAUUGGAGAAGCAUUAAUCCUAGCACAAGAUCGUUAUGGUAACUACGUGCUGCAACAUCUACUUGGAUUGAGGGCACCACAAGUGACAUCAAGUCUUUUGAGACAAUUUCAAGGCAAUUAUAUGUAUCUCUCCUGCAGCAAGUUCGGUAGUAACGUUGUGGAGAAGUGCCUUACAGAAUCAGCUGAGGAACAAUCUGCAGAGAUUGUUAGAGAAUUGUGUAUAAGUCCAAACCUUUCAAUGCUUCUUAUGCAUCCUUUUGGAAACUAUGUCUUCCAGACUGCACUGUCAGUUUCAAAGUUUGGCUUUGAUUUCACAGGGUCGCACCCAUACUUUUCUGUUAAGUCUGGUUCAACAAUACACUCCGGCUCUACUCGGGAAUCAAUAUGGGAAAAGGGUGCUUGCUUGGCGUGA